Messenger RNA from Caenorhabditis auriculariae, 5974 nucleotides. The record is from the annotation of a GenBank genome assembly. NCBI's taxonomy places the organism in Eukaryota, Metazoa, Nematoda, Chromadorea, Rhabditida, Rhabditidae.
AUGUUCUUCAUCCAUGCCGGCAGUCCUCCAUACUACCGUAAUCCAGCCGCGCAGCCCCUUUUUCGUGACCGAAAGGUCUUUUUUCAUCUUAUAAUUUAUAUAGUUGAAUUUUAAGAGAAAAAUGGUUUUAAAAAAUUUAAAAAGUUCGAAAAAUCGAUUUUAUCCGGGAAAAAUCGAAUCGAAAAAAAGGGAAACUAAAAAAAUGGUUCAAGGUACCCGAAAAAAUUAAACUAAAAGCCUUGUACUUGAAUUCUAGAGUGGUCCCUCUAGGAGUUUAGAGUCUGACCCUUUAGCAUCUAAAGUCUAAGUGGUACCUAUAGGGGUCUUUCAUCUUUAUUUAAAAAAACGCUCAUUUAUUUAAUUUCUCGCAUGGAAAUACUUCUUAUCAUAGAGCGAUUUUAUUUGAACAUUUUUUUAAUAAAUUUUUCAAGGCUUGAUUCUUUUGUGAUCACCUUAUCAGUGAAGCAAUGAAAUCUAAAGAGAAAAAAAAUGGUCUUUUUUCAAGCCCUUGAAGAGCUUUUGUUAUGUUAUUUUUCGCUUUGAAAGACUUUUUCCUGGCUUCAGAUUUCUUUCUGUUGUCAUCAUUCAAUUGAUACAUGUCUUCAGGUGCUUCUGACAGCGGCGUUAACCUUGCCGCCGGACAGCUUCUUCUGCAUUCUGCUGUACCUCGUCUAUCCGGACUCCCUGAUCCCGUCGAUCCUCUUCGUCGUGAAUUUCGCUCUCGUCGUCGGCGCUCUCGUCGGAAUCAAUGGCAAUCUGCCGGCUCUCGUCAUCCCCGUCCUCAUUUGGAAGGUUUUUCAGGGGAAAAAAAAAAUGACAGUUUGAAAAUGGACUUGUAUCUUCCGUAUUGAUCGGGCAUGAGAUUUGGUCAUUUUUUUCUUUUUUUCCCAGAGUUGCAAGAUUUGUGGAUUUUUUCCCCCGGAAAAAAGGUUCAAAAGUUCUUAUAACUUCAUUUUAUUGCCUGACCACCUUGAUUAGUCAAUUUCGACAGUUUUUUCCCGAUUGGGAAGGUUUUUGGAUAGUUUUUUUGAACGAAAAAUUUAUAUUCACUCACAUUUUCUAAUUGAAUGCUCUUUUUUCUCUGGCUCCGCACUUUUUCUCAAUUUAUACAAAAAUAGAAAAAUUGAUUUAUAACAUAAUAAGAAAAGUCGGAAAAGGUGGAAAAGGCUCCAUAGAAAUGUUACUUGGAUGGUGACGAAAGGUCCUGUUUUGCUGCCUUUUUGCGCCAUUCCAUCGGCUUUUUUGCACCAUUUUUGCUUUUUUUUUUUCCCUUUUCUAUCAUUUCUUGAGCCUUCAAAAUCCCAGAAAAAAUUUUAGGCUCGAUAGAGGGAUUUGUUUUGCUCCCUUUUUGCGGCCGUUUUGCAGCCUUUUUUCUGCCUUUUUGCGACAUUUUUUGAGCCUCUUCCUUUUAGCGGCCAUUACCCACCAUUCCGACUUUGUCCGAAGAUUGAUUCAUUGCUCACUCGAAAUGGUCAAUUUUAUCUACUUUAUCUCUUGCUUAAAAAUUUUUCAGGGGAAAUUUUAAGAAAUUUUAAGAAAUUUCAAAAUUGACUUUUACACUUUUCAUUGAUUACCCACUCAAUGUGGUCAAAUUUGUCACCAAUUUCUCCUCUUCGCCUUACUUUCUUGCCUGUGAUCGUAGAAAAAAACGAGUUUCUCUUGUUAUUUUCUCUAGACAUGACGUUGUUGAUCGACCACUUUUGAAUUGAGAAAAAACGGCGUCACUUGAUUUGAACUUGUCCGGAGACGUUGAAUAUUGAUAAAUUGCUUUGGGAGGCCAAUUUUUGAACUAGAGUGAGGUGGAAUAGAAGUUCUACCUGAAAUUAGAAGGGAGAUUCGAGUCAAGGGGGUUUUUUAUAUGCUUUUUGUGAUGCAAAAUUUGAAAAAAAAAAUUUGUUUCUGUGUCAUUUUUAUAUCAAGCGCAUAAGGUUUUUGAAAAACAAGUUUUCAUUUUUCCCCUCUUGAAAAAAUCCUUUGAGUGCCCUUAAGUGUUCACUUCAUUUCUUAUUUUAGACCCCUUUUGUUCCCUAUUUUUACCAUUUUAGUCCAAUUUAGUUCCUAUUUUUUUCCGAGAGCCUUUUAAAUCUCUAUGAAAACGAAAGUAAGAAUUUGGACAUUUUUGAAAUUUCCAAGCCAAAAAAGACCCUUCCAAGAAAAAUGUUCGAAAGUGAAUUUUUUGGCUAAGGACUCAUGCUACUCUGAAUUUAGGGUAUUUUACAAUUUUUUUGUUUUUAUCAUGCUUCUAGCAUCACUUUUUGAGAACCUAGUUACCUUCGAAGGUUUCGAAAAAAUUCUUACAUAGCGUUCAAAAAAACAAAACAGAAAUCCAAAGUUCGCAGUACAAAACGGUAGUUCAAUUAGUGGUUAAAUAUUCACAAAAAUCGAUUAAUUCCAAAAAUUUUAGUUCAUGGACUCCUUCCGUAACUCUUUUCAAGGUAAAAAAUCGAAAAAUCAAAGAAACACCGAGUGAAAAUGAAGAACAUUGACGUUGAAAGUACUUGAGAGGUCAAGUCAAACCAGUUGCGUGGAUUUGAUUGUUGUUUUUUUUUUUUUGAGGUAUUUUGUAGUCUUGAUGGUGAUUUAACUAUUCUUUGGACUGUUAGAAGUCAGAAAAAAUCAAAAAAUUUCACAAAUUUGAAAGUUGAAAGCAUAGAUGAGCAAGUACAGAACUCAUUCAGCCCGGAAGAAGGGGUUAGAUUACACAGGCAAAGUCCAAACCACCUUAUAAAUGAGAUUAUAAAGCUCCUUUUUUAGUUCCUAAACAGGUGUCAAAAGUUUCUCGGAAUCUCCUUUUUUUCAUCUUUUUUUCCGCCUUAUUUCUUUAGAACUUUUUAAAAGGUCCUUUUCAGAAAAAGGUCUAGAAAACAUCUUUGACCGUCCCAGUCAGCUCAGAGGAAAUGGUUUUAAAUUAAUAAAAACGAAACCUUCACUGGUUUUCUUCAAUUUCUUAUCACAUCGCAUUACUAAUGUUUGGAAUGACAUUGAACAUGAAUUAUUGGCAGAGGAAGACAAGAAAAAAUUUAAGGACUUGUUUUUAGUGUAUGCAGAAAAUGUGGGCGUCGAGCAUAUUCUUUCAAGUGUUCACAGAUUUGUUCCAUGAUCAACUUGGUUUUAAAUAUCUACUUAUUAUGGUUCUAUGUUUCUUUCUUACACAAAAAACUUUUUUUUUUUCUUCACAGGUGGGGUUAGUUAAUCCACCUAGUGGUCUUUUUCCCUCCCUGCAACAUCACCAUACCAUCCCGAUGUUGCGAAAAAUAAACAAAUUGAAUUGAAUUGAAAAAAGGCGCAUUUGAGGCCUUUUUUCCAGAAGUCCUUUUUGAGACCUUUUGGACUUUGCCCGUGUAAAAAUUUUCGAAAGUUAGGAAAAAAAAAUCAAGUUUGAAUCGCAGGAGGGUAGUUUUGGCCACAAUCAUAUAAGUUUGUGCCUCAAAAAGGUGGUAUCAUGUUUAAUUUAGGAAAACUUGGGAGGAGGGGUCGGCCGUCUCAAAAAAUGGGCUGCCCAAGUAUGGUUGAAUUUAAAAAAAAAUGAAAAAGUUUGGAAAAAAAAAAUUUUUUUUCAGUGUAUACUUUUACUAUUCAUGAUGUUCGUCGGCUGUAUUACGGUGGACGAUUAUCAGCAAAUGCCGCCAAGGAUUCGACAUGGCGAAUAUAGCACGGUUGGUGCAGAAUUAAUUGUGAAAGCACGUCGUUUUGAUUUCCCCGUACUUUACUGCAACAAGAAACUUUUUAAAAGAUCGUUUUCAUGACGAGAGCUGGUUCUUGCGUCGUUUUAUCUUCAUAAUUUGCAUAUUUUUACCCUGUUUCUCUGUUUUAAAAAAACUUGGCAUGGGGGGGGGGGCUAAUCUCGGUAUUGACUGAAUCAAGAAAACUAGACGGCUUCAUAUUUUACUGGAGCCGAUUUAUUCGUAGUGUUUUCAGUUAUUUUCAGUGGCCCUAAUUAUUUCACUUUUAGGCGUUUUUCUUAAAACAAUUCUCGGUUUUACGUGAACUUUAUCAGCUUCCAACUUUUCCAAAAAUCAAUAAUAGAUUGAGGCCUUCUUCAUUUUCACAGGCAAAGUCCAAAAGGUCUUGAAAGAAGAGCCUGAAGCUUCUUUUUGAGUUACUGAUUGGGGUUCAAAAUUUUCUCAGAAUCUCCUUUUUCCACCUUUUUUCCGCCUUAUUUUUUUAAACCUCCUUAAAAGAUCCUUUCAGAAAAAUUUUUAGGAAAAAAGACGCCUUUAAAACCUUUUAAAGGCUUUUUGGACUUUGCCCGUGUUACAAGAUUCUCUGUAGAAAACCAUACAAAAUUGUUAAGACGUUGAAAUUGAUAAAUUACGUACACGGGCAAAGUCCAAGAGGUCUCAAAAAUGACUUUUGGAAAAGGCCUGUAAAGGUCUCAAAUGCGCCUUUUUUCCUAGACUUUUUUCUAAAAAAAGACCUUUUAAGGAGGACUAGAAUAUUAAGGCGGAAAAAGGUGGAUAAAAGGAGAUUCCAAGAAACUUUUGACACCUUUUUUUAAACUUAAAAAGGAGUUUUAGCCUCUUCUUUUAAAGCCUUUUAAGGUCGUUUGGACUCUAGCUAUGUAAAAGCUUGAAGAUUUUUUUGUCAUUUUCUACUCCUUUUGGCCUUUGGAAGUACCAAAAGUCCUUGAGAACUGAAAAACUUCUCAAAAUGAAUUUCUGCAGACCUCAAGAGGGACGUUGAUUUUCAAAGAUCUGGCCGAACAAUACCCGACUCUCCCGUUUGCCGCCGUCAUUUGCACUUUAGUGCUCGCCAUUGAAGCUAGGUUUAUUUUUGCUAGAUGAAAUUGAAGAUGAAAAUGAACUGAAUUCAGGAUAUUCUUCUUCUCUUGGCAGAAGAUGUGUAUAGCGAACUCUGCGAACCGAAGUGACCCCCCGAGGCGUUUUGAGAAGGUAUCCCUUAAGUAAAAAUAAUAUUUUGAGACAUAAGUGAUAGUGAUUGAUCUCGGUACAUUAAUUUUUGCGUAAGAAUUGAAAAGUUUUGAUUGAAUAUUCGAAAAAAAAACCAGAAAAAGAAGGGGAAAAUGGAGCAAUCGAUAAAAAACUUUCGUUCUUAUAUUCAUUUAUAUUUUCUUCACUAUUCCACCAAAGGCAGGUGCUUACAGGAUAGUGAAUUUUGUGCUGGGAACAUAAAAAAUUCAAAUUUGAGAAAAAUGAGAAUUUUAAGGUGAUUCCUUUGUUCACACUUACGUUACAUUUUUGAACAAAAUUUAACUUUUUUUUUCAAACCUAAUUUUGACAAUUUUCUGAGAAAAUAGGGACUUUAGUGAUGAGAAACUACUAUAGUUUAUCGAAAUUUUGAAGGUCAGGUCAUUUCUCAAGCUCCGCCUCUAAUUACGCAAUAAACCAAUCAAAGAGCCAUCCACAGAUCGUUUUUGAAUGACGUCAUUCUAUUUGACAUUCAAAAUUUGAACAGACUUUCUUAGGAACGCCAGAGUGGUCUGUAUAGAAGCAAUCUUAGGGCUCUUGAAUUUUCUCCUCUAGAGUCCAAUUUACGUCCCCUAUAGGGGCCACUUAAACUUUCAUUAAUGGCCUUUCAAAAGGUCGUUUAUUGUUAUGAACUUUAUGAGAAGAAAUAUAUUCCUGCGAAUAAAGUAGACGUCAAAAGAAAGCUAGGGGGUCAGACUUUCAACCCCUAUAGGGACAACUCUGCCUUUCUUAAUUAGACACUUUUGUCUUCGUUUUUCCAUUUUGGCGAAAGAUCUUCAAUUAAUCUCCAACUUCAGCAAGAGCCGCCCUCGUACACGUCUUGCGUGGCGCCGACCGGAGCCGACGGAGAGCCGCCGUCCUACGAGGACGCGUUGCGGUUCGCGCAGCGGCCCUCGACGUCAUCAGCCACCCAACCGACCAUCGCCGCUCCCAUCCACGGCCAAGUUCGCAUCCACGUCGAGGCACCUCCCGAGAAACCCGAAAAGACUAUUGAUGGUCCCUUCCCUAUCAUGAUCCCAAUAAAAUAUAAAAUAUUUCCAGUUUGA